GAAGUCAAAGUGUUUAUAUCUUCUGAAGCAUAAGGUUCAUACAAUGUUGCCGUGGAUUACUUUACUAGUGGGGUUAUGGAUAUAUGUGAUAUGGAGUCGUCGAAGACUGUAUCAAUUAAUGCUCAGGACGCCUGGUCCAAAAGGAUAUCCCAUAAUUGGAAACCUGCACCAAUUUUGGAUAGAAAAGGGUUUCUUACGGGUCUUAGCAGUUAAAAUUCAAGAAUAUGGAACAGCAUUUUUGGGAUGGUUUGGUCCAUUUCCAGUAUAUUUUGUUACUGAGCCCAGUCUGGUUCAAGACCUAUUAACGGCGCCCCAUGCCUUGAGUAAGGGGAGAAUUGCUUACCAUACUUUGGAAGAACUUCUUGGUAGUGGUGUUCUUGUGCUUGAUGACCCAAAGUGGAGUAAACAUCGCAAGGUUUUGAAUCCUGCAUUUGGGCCCAAGGUGUUACUCAGCUUUAUACCCAUUUUCAAUAAUGAGGGAGGUAGCUUGAUUCAGGAACUGGAUAAUCUAGUUGGUAAAGGGGAAAAUGAAAUGCUUUCAUAUAUGAAAAAUUUUACCUUAAGAAUUGCGACACAAACUACCUUGGGAUCUGAUGUCAAAGAAGAAGAAAUAUAUAAAAAUGAAACAUUAAUGGAGAAGUAUCAAAUCUGUACGGAGGCUGGAAUAGAAAUGAUCCUAAAACCAUGGCUUGGAAUUCAAUUAUUUCGCUGCUGGACCAACUUUGGGAAGCUUGUCAAAGACUCUAAUUCGAAUAUUAGAAACUUUAUUAAUAAGAUGAUCGACAACAAACUAGAGGAUGCUUCUAGAAAUAAUCAACCAGAGGUCAAGACAAAUUCAUUUGUGAAUCUUGCCAUUGAUCAAUUUAAGAACCAAGUUUUCAAUUAUCAAAAUGUAGCGGAUGAAGCAAACACAAUCGUCUUUGCAGCAUUUGAGACAACCGCUCUUACAAUAACCUACACUUUGAUGCACUUGGCAAUGUUUCCCGAAUAUCAGGAGAGAGUUUUUGAGGAAAUUAAAUCUGUAUUUCCCAAUACUGGAGACUUUGAGGUCGCAUAUGAGGAUCUACAAAAUCUAGAGUACUUAGGCAUGGUCAUCAAUGAAAGCCUGAGGCUGAUGCCAGCACUUCCAUUGUCCCUACGAAAAGUUACUGAAGAUGUAAAGCUAUCGAAUGGAGUUGUGUUGCCAAAGGGACUUCAAUUUUGCAUUGGUAUUUUCCACAUGCAUCGCAACAAAGACAUUUGGGGUCCAGAGGCAGAUAUGUUUAAUCCAGAUAAUUGUCUGCCCAGAAGUCUACAAGAUAAACAUCCAUAUGCGUUUAUUCCCUUUCUGAAGGGCAAGCGAAACUGCAUAGGCUGGAGAUAUGCAUUAAUUUCGAUGAAAAUUACAUUGAUAAAAAUAUUAAGAAAUUAUAAAUUAACCACAAAAUUUCGCUUUGAAGAUCUAGAAUUUGUCGACAGUAUUACACUGAAAUUAAAGAAAUUACCUGGAUUGCAACUAGAUCGACGAAAUUGAAAUCUUUACAGUUACUAUUGUACAUUUAUUUUUGUUAUCAAAUAAAAAAUAAAAACCAAUCAUU
Messenger RNA from Drosophila nasuta, 1577 nucleotides. Its product is annotated as putative cytochrome P450 313a4. The transcript is spliced from 7 exons. NCBI's taxonomy places the organism in Eukaryota, Metazoa, Arthropoda, Insecta, Diptera, Drosophilidae. Gene Ontology annotation, molecular function: iron ion binding; heme binding; oxidoreductase activity, acting on paired donors, with incorporation or reduction of molecular oxygen. The coding region runs from base 44 to 1513 and encodes 489 amino acids. The record is from RefSeq and is a predicted model, not a curated record.